AUGGACGAUAAAGAUGUUCUGGUCCAGACUGGUGCAGCCCGGUUUGAGAUCAGCAUCACACUGCAGCUCAGAACAACUUUCCUCGGCAUACCAUUAGAUAUUUUAACGGUUUUAGGUCAAAUGGUUUGCAACGCUGCUAUGCAGACUUACGACUGCAAAGGACAGGAAGUCUUCUCCAACGGCAGCGCUGGCCAUAUGAACGGCAAAGACACGGGCAGGAUGCGAGAAGUGGCCUUUGAGAAGAACCCCUCUGAGCCACUGGGUGUAACUCUUAAGCUGAAUGAAAGACAGAGGUGUACAGUAGCGAGAAUAUUGCAUGGAGGGAUGAUACACAGACAAGGUUCUUUACAUGAAGGUGAUGAAAUCGCAGAGAUUAAUGGGAAAAGUGUUACUAAUCAAAGUGUAGACCAGCUACAGAAGAUUCUGAAAGACACAAAUGGUGUCGUCACAUUGAAAAUCAUCUCCAAUCAGCAAAGUCGCCCCAUGGCAUGUGAGACGUAUAUGAGAGCACAAUUCGACUAUGACCCUGCCAAAGAUGAACUUAUCCCAUGCAAAGAAGCUGGCCUGAAAUUCCAAACGGGUGACAUUAUUCAAAUUAUCAAUAAGAAGGAUCCAAACUGGUGGCAAGGGAAGGUGGACAACUCCUCCACAGACUUCGCAGGACUCCUCCCUUCCCCAGAACUUCAGGAAUGGCGAGUAGCAAGCAAAAGCAAAGCAACACGGGAAGCCAGUCAGUCCUGCAGUCCUUUUGGCAAGAAGAAGAAAUGCAAAGACAAAUACCUUGCCAAACACAGCUCAAUCUUUGACCAGCUUGAUGUAAUAUCCUAUGAGGAGGUAGUGAGACUGCCUGCAUUCAACAGAAAAACUCUGGUUCUCAUUGGUGCACCUGGAGUUGGAAGGAGCCAUAUUAAAAAUUCACUGCUGAGUAAAUAUCCUGAGAAGUUUGCUUACCCAGCACCACACACCACUAGACCCCAGAAGAAGGACGAGGAGAAUGGCAAAGAAUAUUACUUUAUUUCCAAUGACGAAAUGACCAAAUGUAUCAUCGGAAAUAAGUUACUUGAAUACGGCAGUUACCAGGGACACAUGUUCGGGACUAAGAUCGAAACUGUCCACGAGAUUCACGAGCAAGGGAAAAUCGCUGUGCUGGAUGUGGAACCGCAGACGCUGAAAGUGCUCCGAACGGCAGAGCUCGCUCCUCUCGUGAUGUUCGUUGCUCCUACAAACACUGCCAAUCAGUCAGAGGCGGUGCAAAACAUCCAGAAAGAAUCCGACAGCAUCCUCGGUGCAUACCGCCACUUCUUCGACGAAAUGCUCGUCAACAACGAUGUAGAUGAGAGUGUUAAGGGUGUGGAGGAGGCCAUCGAGAGAGCCUCCUCAACCCCGCAGUGGGUACCGAUCUCCUGGGUGUACUAAACCCCAAUCCCGUUCUCCAGUCGCCCCUCCAAAAAAAUCCCACUCACACAGUGCCCUGCCUAAUACAGUCGUUAUCAAGACAGUUUGCACAUGAAUAAGUGUUUUAUAGAAUGUUUGGCAAAAAAGCAAUAAGUUUGUUCUUUUUGUUUAAUAUGUGAAUGAUUUUCAAAUGACAGAGCGCUAUAGCAUUAAGCGAUGACAUUGUUAGCGAUGCAAAAAGGACCUCUAACUGUGAUUCAAAAUACCACUCAGUUCAUUAAGUUCUGUUGGUUUUCGAUCCUCCCUGAAGUUUCAGUGGGUGUUUGUUUUUUUUUAAAGAUUAUUACAUU
This is a messenger RNA of Sinocyclocheilus rhinocerous, 1745 nucleotides long. It is a transcript of the gene mpp1, whose product is annotated as MAGUK p55 scaffold protein 1. Gene Ontology annotation, molecular function: protein binding. NCBI's taxonomy places the organism in Eukaryota, Metazoa, Chordata, Actinopteri, Cypriniformes, Cyprinidae. The transcript has 12 exons. The record is from RefSeq and is a predicted model, not a curated record. Bases 1 to 1416 code for a protein of 471 amino acids.